Messenger RNA from Tremella mesenterica DSM 1558, 1005 nucleotides. RefSeq lists its product as uncharacterized. The coding region runs from base 1 to 1005 and encodes 334 amino acids. The record is from RefSeq and is a predicted model, not a curated record. Lineage: Eukaryota; Fungi; Basidiomycota; Tremellomycetes; Tremellales; Tremellaceae. The transcript is spliced from 3 exons.
AUGGUCCGUCCCGCCGGUCUUUUUUCCAAUCGAUACAAACUGGAGGAUAUCCCCGAUCUCAGUGGGAAGGUCGCUGUGGUUACUGGAGGAUCCAGAGGUAUAGGAGAACAGGUAGUGAGUGCUCUAGCACAAAAGGGAUGUGAGGUACACAUUCUCUCCUCUACCGAAGCCCAUGCUCGCGAAGCUAUCGACAAGAUCACCAAGUCAACUUCCGUCUCCGCUUCUCUCCUUCACCAUCACACGAUCGAUCUCGGAUCUUUAGCCGAUGUCAUCUCACUCUCCAAGACCCUCUCAUCCUCUCUUUCGAGGUUGGACAUACUCUACCUUAUCGCUGGUGUUGGCGUUGCUCCCUAUGGCGAAACGAACGAUGGGAUUGGGAACCACUACGGUGUCAACGUUCUCGCUCAUAUGGUUUUGGUUGAUGGCUUGCUUCCUAAGAUGCGCGAGACUGCACAGACCAAGACGGGAGACGAAAAAUGGACCACGAGGAUCGUCGCGGAAUCUAGUGAAUUGCAUCGAGCGGCUCCGAGUGAAAUCAAAUGUGAGGAUUUGGAAGAAAUGAAUAGUGAGGAUAUGGAUCCGACCAAGUUGUAUGGCAGGUCGAAGCUUUUCGAUCUUAUGUUCAUUCGCCAACUAGCCUAUCACCUUCCCCCUCUGGCUUCCCCCACUCCUAUCCUUGCUCUUUCUGUUCACCCUGGAGCGGUACAGACGGAACAACAACAAGGUGCCACUGAAGUUUACGGUCUUCCUGGUAAAGCUCUGGAGGUAGUAGCAAGUUGGGCAUUCAUGACGCCUGAUCAAGGUGCUGAAUCGGCGUUGUGGGCUGGAACAAGUCCCGCAGUCGGAGAAAGAAGAGAAGAGGCUCAGGGAAGGUAUUUCACCGAAGCAGACGGCAAAGUAGACACGGAGAGUGCUCAAGGCCAGGAUCAGGAAUUGGGUAGGAAGUUGUGGGAUUUGAGUGUGAGGGUAUUGAAGGAGAAAGUUGGGUAUGAGGUGAAGAUGUGA